Messenger RNA from Perognathus longimembris pacificus (Pacific pocket mouse), 2157 nucleotides. RefSeq names its product cytochrome b5 reductase 4. Gene Ontology annotation, cellular component: endoplasmic reticulum. Gene Ontology annotation, biological process: generation of precursor metabolites and energy; superoxide metabolic process. Gene Ontology annotation, molecular function: oxidoreductase activity; heme binding. The transcript has 16 exons. The record is from RefSeq and is a predicted model, not a curated record. NCBI's taxonomy places the organism in Eukaryota, Metazoa, Chordata, Mammalia, Rodentia, Heteromyidae. Bases 115 to 1674 code for a protein of 519 amino acids.
AGUGGGUCCGGCUUGGCCUCUGCCCGGCCGCGGCGCCGGGGCGGCGGGCGCCGAGCCGUGCGGUGAGGACCCCAGGCAGAGUAGGGCCGGGCCGGGCCGGGCCGGGGGUCCAGGAUGCUCAACGUCCCGUCUCAGUCCUUCCCGGGCCCCGGCUCGCAGCAGCGCGCCGCCUCCGGGGGCCGCAGCAAGGUCCCUUUAAAACAAGGCAGAAGUCUUAUGGAUUGGAUUCGACUGACCAAAAGUGGAAAAGACCUAACAGGUUUGAAAGGGAGGCUGCUUGAAGUCACUGAAGAAGAACUUCAGAAACACAACAAGAAAGACGAUUGUUGGAUAUGUAUAAGAGGGUAUGUUUAUAACGUCAGCCCAUACAUGGAAUAUCACCCCGGGGGAGAAGAUGAACUCAUGAAAGCGGCGGGAGCAGACGGCACUGAUCUCUUCGAUCAGGUUCACCGUUGGGUCAACUAUGAAUCCAUGCUGAAGGAAUGCCUGGUGGGCAGGAUUGCCGCGAAGCCCACUGCCCCGAAAGACUGUCGUGAGGAAAAGAGAGUCUUAAAUGGUUUGCUCCCGAACAGGCCAGAUCCACCUGCCACAGAAAGCCCCGCCUCUCCAAGCUAUGACUGGUUCCAAACAGACUCUUUGGUCACCGUGGUCAUAUAUGCUAAGCAGAAGGAUAUCAGUUUAGAAUCAAUAAUCAUUGAUCACCAGGGUGGCUCCUUCAGAGCAGAAACAAUUUUGAAGGACUCUUCAUAUCUGAUACAUAUCGGGCUAAGCCAUGAGGUUCAGGAAGACUUUUCUGUGCGGGUUGUUGAGAACGUGGGGAAAAUAGAGAUUAUCCUUAAGAAGAGCGAGUGCACGCCCUGGGAGCGUCUGGGCCGUCCCCUGGAGAAGCACGGCUCGCUGACGCCGAGGAGCGGGGCAGGUCUCUACUACAGGAAGUGCCGGCUGGUUUCCAAGGCAGACGUUACUCCCGACACGAGGCUCUUCCGCGUGGCGCUGCCUCCGGACACUCACCUGCAGGUGCCUGUCGGGCACCACGUUUACCUCAAGCUAACGAUCGCGGGUACAGAAAUAGUAAAGCCAUAUACACCUGUAUCUGACUCCUUAGUCUCAGAGUUCAAAGAACCCCUUCUUCCUGACAAUAAAUACAUCUACUUUUUGAUCAAAAUUUAUCCUUCUGGCCUCUUCACACAGGAGCUUGAUCGUCUUCAGAUGGGAGAUUUUGUUUCUGUAAGCAGUCCUGAGGGCAGUUUUAAAAUAUCCCAACUCCAGGAAUUAGAAGAUCUCUUUUUAUUGGCAGCUGGAACAGGCUUCACACCAAUGGUUAAAAUUCUGAAUUAUGCUUUGACUAAUAUACCCAGUCUCAGGAAGAUAAAGUUGAUGUUCUUCAAUAAAACAGAAGAUGAUAUAAUUUGGAGAAGCCAAUUGGAGAAAUUAGCAUUUGAAAAUGAAAGAUUUGACGUUGAAUUUGUUCUCUCAGCACCUGCUUUGGAAUGGCGCGGCAAGCGAGGGCUCAUUUCGCCGGCUCUUCUUUCUGAGUUCUUGAAGAGGAGUCUGGAGAACUCCAAAGUCCUCCUGUGCAUUUGUGGGCCGGCGCCGUUCACCGAGCGCGGGGUGGGGUUGCUGCACGGUCUCGGCUUUUCCGCCGAUGAGAUCCACAGCUUCACGGCAUCAUGAAGAACGUCCUCCGUCUUACACUCAACCGGGUUAUCUUCCUCGUGACUGGCAUUUUUUUAAGUGAACAUUUUUGUAUGUCCCAAAGGUUAACUAGCGUCCAGGCUUCCAUUUCUUCAAGGGAAUCCAGCGUUCCCUUGCUGCGGGUAACUCCUUGGUCUUGUUUUUUACUACUGAUAAUUAACCUGGACAGCCAAUCCGGGCAACAGGGGCGUGCGGGGUUCUUUGUUAUGGAUUACAAAUUUCCUUACAUUCAGAUUGUAUCACUGUUCUACCAUACCACUUGUAAAUGGUCACUUUGAUUAUGUUUCUAUGCUAUGGUAAUGUAUUAUUAGCAAUACGUUCUAUUUUACUCAGGAAUUGAUCAUUUAUGUCUUUGUUAUUAAUAUUAAAAUGUGAAAUAUGGUAAUCUAUGAAGUGAACAAAUCUUUUGUAUGUAUGGCCUUGUUGCAGAGUAGAAUAAAAUUAUACUUCAGUUCUUUUUAA